Molecule: messenger RNA, 702 nt
Organism: Pan troglodytes (chimpanzee)
Lineage: Eukaryota; Metazoa; Chordata; Mammalia; Primates; Hominidae
Gene: CXCL14
Product: C-X-C motif chemokine ligand 14
Exons: 4
Coding region: 244-579 (111 amino acids)
Biological process (GO): immune response
Cellular component (GO): extracellular region
Molecular function (GO): chemokine activity
Source: RefSeq, a predicted model, not a curated record
AAUGAGCUCGCUCGCUGCGAGGGCAGGAGCGGAUUUAAAAGAGGCCAGGGCGGGCGGAGGGAGGCUGUGGAGAGAGCGCGGAGACAAGCGCAGAGCGCAGCGCACGGCCACAGACAGCCCUGGGCAUCCACCGACGGCGCAGCCGGAGCCAGCAGAGCCGGAAGGCGCGCCCCGGGCAGAGAAAGCCGAGCAGAGCUGGGUGGCGUCUCCGGGCCGCCGCUCCGACGGGCCAGCGCCCUCCCCAUGUCCCUGCUCCCACGCCGCGCCCCUCCGGUCAGCAUGAGGCUCCUGGCGGCCGCGCUGCUCCUGCUGCUGCUGGCGCUGUACACCGCGCGUGUGGACGGGUCCAAAUGCAAGUGCUCCCGGAAGGGACCCAAGAUCCGCUACAGCGACGUGAAGAAGCUGGAAAUGAAGCCAAAGUACCCGCACUGCGAGGAGAAGAUGGUUAUCAUCACCACCAAGAGCGUGUCCAGGUACCGAGGUCAGGAGCACUGCCUGCACCCCAAGCUGCAGAGCACCAAGCGCUUCAUCAAGUGGUACAACGCCUGGAACGAGAAGCGCAGGGUCUACGAAGAAUAGGGUGAAAAACCUCAGAAGGGAAAACUCCAAACCAGUUGGGAGACUUGUGCAAAGGACUUUGCAGAUUAAAAAAAAAAAAAAAAAAAAAAAAAAAAAAAAAAAAAAAAAAGCCUUUCUUUCUCA